Messenger RNA from Trematosphaeria pertusa, 1155 nucleotides. RefSeq names its product beta-lactamase/transpeptidase-like protein. The record is from RefSeq and is a predicted model, not a curated record. The coding region runs from base 1 to 1155 and encodes 384 amino acids. Lineage: Eukaryota; Fungi; Ascomycota; Dothideomycetes; Pleosporales; Trematosphaeriaceae. The transcript has a single exon.
AUGACGGAUAGUCGACCUCAACAAGACGACUAUUUUGCUGCGUAUGGCACCUUGCAGCUCGAUCCCACGACGGCCCCUGUCGUCACGAAUACCGUCAUGUGGUUCGCAUCGUGCACCAAGCUUCCAACGACUGUCGCAGCCCUGCAAUGCGUCGAGCGCGGCCUCAUCGAUCUAGAUUCCCCUGCCGAUGUCGAUCGCCUCCUGCCAGAGUGGAGCGAUCCCCAAAUCUUGACUGAGAUCAGGAAUGGCGAGCCCGUGCUUACGACUGCGAAAGAAAAGAUGACCCUUAGGAGGCUGCUGACGCACACGAGUGGCAUGGCCUAUGACUUCCAUCCUCCCUUGCUCGAGUGGCGGCAAUCGCGGGGUGAGAGGCCUCUUACAUUGCGUGGUCCCAUCACCCAAGCCCAUCUCCAUCCACUCGUCUUUGAGCCAGGGACUGGCUUCACGUAUGGUCCUGGCCUUGAGCUCGCAGGGCUGAUGGUGGCGAGAGCGAAUGGGUGUACACUGGAGGAGUAUAUGCGGAAGAACAUCUUCGACGUUCUCGGCAUGGACGAUAGUUCUUUCCGGCCGCAUACCCACCAGCUUGCCGAGCGAGUGAUGCCGAUGACGGCUCGCUCAUCUCCUGACGGGCCUCUCGCAGACGGCCAGCAUCCGCCCCCGAUAGCCAAAGCCCUUACCGUUGACCCCGAAGACGACUCCGGCGGGGGCGGCCUCUUUAGUACCGCCGAAGACUUCCUCAAGCUGCUGAAGGCAAUCCUCCGCAACGACGGUCGGCUGUUGAAGCCUGAAAGCAUUGACCUCAUGUUUAGGCCGUCUCUAUCGUCCCCGUCGCAGACUGCCCUCAACGAGCUUUUCUCGGACCCUACGUGGGCAGCCUACAUGAUCCCCGGCGAGCCUCCCAUCGGUACCGAAGGCGCUGGAGAAUGGACUCAUGGCAUCGGCGGCUUGAUCGGCCUUACCAGCAAAGAAGAUGGAUUGAAGAGCCCGUGGCUGCAGAUGGGAGGUGCCCCGAACUUGGACUGGUGGAUCGACCGGCAAGGCGGCUCUUGUGGGAUCUUCGCUACCCAGCUUAGCCCGCGAGGCGAAGCCAAACAUCAGCCUCUAAAGAGCCUGUUUCAGCACGAGAUGGUGAAGAAAUUCUCGAAGGAAGACUGA